UUUUACAUAUUUAGUAGAAGAGUAAAAAUAAAAGGUAAAUUAAAAUAACGAAAAUGAUAAAGAUUUGAUAUCCUAAUAACCCAAUUGCUCAAUUGGACACACAUGAUUCAAUUGAAUUCAUGAGCUCCACAUGAUGCACGUAAAAUCAUGUGCGUAUAAUUCAAUAGCGGGGAUAACUGGAAUAUCAACGGACGAGAUCCCUGUCAUAACAUGCCACGAUAUCAUCAUUUUCCAAACCUAUCACUUGAGCCCACACAGUUUAUAAGAGGAGAGACGAGUGCAUGUGAAAUAGAGAAACACGCAAACAACUCUCUCUGUCUUUCGUCCUCCUCAGGUGUGGCUUUUGGCUUUCAGUUGCUCUUUCAAGCCAUCAAUGGCCCUGUCUGCUUUAUUUCCUUGUUAAUCUAUUUUUUGUUCUUGUAUAAAAUCAUGGAUGUCAGAUGGGAGAAGACUUUGAGGGAUCAAGAUCAUCGUAAUCGUCACAACCCAUCUUUCUCUUCUACUCUUCUCGAUGCAAUCUAUCGUUCAAUAGACGAACCAGUCGCCAGCAACAACAAACGAGACCAUGAAAACAUGAGCUUGUACAAAGAAACCAUGACGAGAAAGAAACAUUUCAUGGAGGAGAAGAAUGCGAGCUCCGAAAAAGUUGGUUUCCGGAGAAAAAACAUGGCGGAUUUGGACAAGAAAGUGCAGCGUCGGAGAGAUUUGGAGUCGGUGUUGUUGAAUUUGAGCACGACUUCCUCUGAUUCAAGCUACGGAGGCGGAUUUUCGUCGUCCGAGUCUGAAUCAUUUUCGAGGCCUAAAGCUAUUAGAACAAGCGUUUCGAGUAGUAGCAAGACGAAAUCGAAGCCAUUGAAGAGUUAUGGUGAUCUAAACAAUGUAGUGAAGAAGCCAAUUUCACCGUGUGGUCGCCUGGCGAGCUUUUUGAAUUCAAUUUUCACUGCAGGGAACGCGAAGAAGGCAAAGAUAAGAUCAAAGUCGUCAGACAAGGCAUCAUUGUCGAGUACUUGUUCUUCAGCUUCUUCGUUCUCGAGAUCUUGUUUGAUCAACACACCUUCUUUAAGAGGUAUUAAUGGAAUAAAAAGAUCGUCGGUGAGGUUUUCUCCGGCGAGUGUGAUUGUUGAUGAGGAGUGUAGUGGUGGUGGUGGUGCUUUAAUGGCUGUUGUGAAGAAGAACAAUUCCACAAUCAAUGAAGAGUUUAGGCUUCAUAUUAUGAGCGAAAAUCGUCGCGUAGAGGAAGUUGCAAGGGAUCUUUUGAAGAAUUAUCGAAAGAUUGAUGAUGAAGAUGAAGAUGAUGCAGCGAGUGAUUCAAGCUCGGAUUUGUUCGAAUUGGAUAACUUGUCCGUGAUUGGGAUCGAUAGGUAUCAAGAAGAAUUGCCUGUGUAUGGAACUACACAUCUUGAUACCAAUCCAGAGCUAUUGCUAAUGGUUUGAUUAUGAACUAAUUUUCUUUUCUUUUCUUUUCUUUUUAAGGUAAUAUUAAUGAAUGGUUUGGUUUGGGGGUUUACAUCAAAGAAGAAUAAGACUUGUCUUUCUUUCUUUAAUCAUACU
Molecule: messenger RNA, 1551 nt
Organism: Tripterygium wilfordii
Lineage: Eukaryota; Viridiplantae; Streptophyta; Magnoliopsida; Celastrales; Celastraceae
Product: protein BIG GRAIN 1-like A
Exons: 1
Coding region: 211-1434 (407 amino acids)
Biological process (GO): auxin-activated signaling pathway
Source: RefSeq, a predicted model, not a curated record